GCCCAGCAACGGUACACAACUACGGGGCAAACAGCUGAGUUGUGUACAUCAGUUUGUGUUCUGUCUUGGUUUCAUUCAGUUUACAAGCAGGACUCGGGCUCUUUACAUCGACUUUUACACGUUUUCCGAGGACUUCAAUAACUUAAACAUGGCUCUGCCGUUUCUACCAGGGAAUUCUUUCAACCCAAACUUGGGUAAGACCAAGUUCCACAAGUCGCAGCUGUUCGACUACCGCAAUGACAUCUCCACCAUGGUCGGCGAGCACAAGUCUGGGAUUGGUGGCGCGCCUCUGCCCGGACAGAAGCUGAAACCACGACACAGCGCGUUUCCCAGCGGGGAGGGAAGCGACAAACCCGCGUGGCUCGCCUUCGACAGACAGGUCCUGAGUUUCGAUGCGUACUUCCAGGAAGCUGUGAAUGAGAAGCGAGAGGAACAGUUCCGUGUGAGGAAGUGUAAGGUGUACUUCUACCUGGAGGAUGACUCCAUACAGGUCAACGAACCCCAGGUCAAGAACAGCGGCAUCCCACAAGGGACCCUGAUCCGUCGGCACAGAAUCCCCCUACCCCCUCCCAAUGAGGACGAGUAUUACACGGUCGAGCACUUCAACGUGGGGAAGGAGAUCGAGUUCUACGGGCGCACCUUCAAACUCACCAACUGUAACCAAUUCACCGCCAACUUCCUACGCAAGCUCGGUGUACAGGUGAACCUGCCAGAGAACACUCCCAGCGACCCGUACUCCGGCUACCGCCAGCAGUUGGACGACAGCAUGCAGCCGCUGCGCCCGUACGAGCGCUACGACACGCUCAAGCAGUUCCUCGAUAACGAUGGAAAGGUCCUGCGGUUUUACUGCUACUGGGACGAUUCCGACGCCAUGUUCGGAGACUCUCGUGAGAUGGUGAUGCACUACUUCCUCGCCGACGACACCAUCGAGAUUCGUGAGAAGAUCACGCCCAACUCUGGACGGGAUGCCGCACCCAAAUUCCUGAAUAGAGCAAGGCUGCCAAAGUACGCCCCGACACUUCUGAACCAGCCGGGAGAGAAGACCGACCGUACCGUGCUGAACGUGUUUGGUCCCACGGGCCACGGCGGGCGCUACAUCCUCGACAGUCUCAAGACUGGUGCAGUUCACCUGGAUUUCUACCACGAUGGAGACCUGACCAUCGGGAGUGUGAUCAACGUCUGGGGGCGCAAGAUGGUCAUCUGUGACUGCGACGAGUUCACCCGCGAGUACUACCGCUCCAAAUAUGGCAUCUCUGACUUUGGUCCGAUGCCGUACAAGGCUCCGGCGCCAGGCCGCCCCGGCCGCGUGGUCCCGCCGUACAACGGUUUUGGCUCGGAGGAGGACUCGCUGUGCUCGUGCGCUGGCCUCAUCCCCAAACCUCCCCGCAGGGACUUCAUCAAGUUCAUGGAGAAGGACAGACAUGGCCUGGAGAGUAACGUGCUGCGUUUCAUGGCCCGUAUGGACACCACCAAACCCAUUGACGCCGACCGUCGCUUUAUCAUUUCCUACUUCCUGUCUGAUGACACUCUGCUGGUGUUCGAGCCGCCCGUCAGAAACUCCGGUGUUAUCGGUGGUAAGUUCCUGGAGCGCAGUCGCGUGAAGAAGCCGGGACAAGAGCUGUACAAGUCGGAGCCGUCCGCGUACUAUCUGGCUCAGGACCUGUUCGUUGGAGCCAAGGUUCAGUUCAACAACCACAUCUUUGUGCUGAUCGAUGCGGAUGAGUACGCCUUCAGAUACAUGGAGAAGCACAGCUCUGAGUUCCCAGUUGCCCAUGUGCACAACAUCCUGGGCAAGCUGAAGGAUCAGGCACUGAAGAACACCGACGACAUCAAGCAGUUCUUCCUGAGGAACGACCCGGAAGGUCGCGGACAGAUCCCGUAUGAAGUUUUCAGGAAUCUGCUGACGCAGGUGUGCGGGAACAAGCUGGCGGAACACGAGAUCAUGACCCUCGGACGGUACUUCAGCGAGCGACAGGACGAGCAGGUCAACAUGAGCGUGUUGCUAGGCGUCGCCCAGGAGCAGCUACGCAAGCACAACUUCGAGAACUUCACGCGCCUGAAGCAACUCAUGAUGCACCACGACACCAGCAGGACCGGCAGCAUCACGAGGAAGAAGGUGAGGAUGGUGUCCAAGGCCUUCCACGUUCCAGUCUCCGACGAUCUGCUUAGAGCAAUCCUCGAGAAGCUUGCUGGUACAGAUGACACCCCAGUGAACUACCAGGAGUUCGUUGACCUGCUGAACUGGAGAGAGACCCCAGUGGAACCGCUACACUACACGGCUGCACCCACCACGCUCGGUAAGUGGGUAGGUGCUGAGAGCAGAGACAAUGUCAUGAUGGUCCAGUACACACCUCUGAUGGGCGAGAUCUUCGGCGCAAACAUGUCCGACUCUUAACUUGCGUCACCCUUUAGCCAUAUAACGUUCCUCAACAGUUCGCAAAAUUUAUAUGGUAAAAAUAGAGAGAG
Molecule: messenger RNA, 2466 nt
Organism: Branchiostoma floridae (Florida lancelet)
Lineage: Eukaryota; Metazoa; Chordata; Leptocardii; Amphioxiformes; Branchiostomatidae
Product: EF-hand domain-containing family member C2-like
Exons: 16
Coding region: 149-2395 (748 amino acids)
Biological process (GO): regulation of neuron projection development
Cellular component (GO): microtubule
Molecular function (GO): calcium ion binding
Source: RefSeq, a predicted model, not a curated record